Molecule: messenger RNA, 1279 nt
Organism: Talaromyces proteolyticus
Lineage: Eukaryota; Fungi; Ascomycota; Eurotiomycetes; Eurotiales; Trichocomaceae
Product: putative calmodulin
Exons: 6
Coding region: 349-798 (149 amino acids)
Molecular function (GO): calcium ion binding; enzyme regulator activity
Source: RefSeq, a predicted model, not a curated record
GCCAUCUCUAAGCAACGCUUCCUUUAGCUACAUUUCUAUGUUUGUGCUGCAGAUCCAAGGCAUUUGCUAUGGCAUUUGUUAGGGCACAGCCGGCCGCCCCUAACCCUAAGCCCCGCCUAACAAGCCACUAUUGACGCCCCAAUAAUAAAGCCCUAUUAUGUCCUCAGGGCUUAAAUCCAGCCCAGGAAGAACACGGGUCCGGAACGGAACUGCCAACUGCUCGUCCUACACGCGUGCCAAGAACCCCGCCUUGUUGUCUGACGUGGUCCAUUUUUGUAUAUCAACACCUAUUCCUAGCGGACUGUGCUGGCUUGAUUCUAAUUCUGGAAACCGAGUAAAUUCGAAACCAUGGCAGAUGCGUUGACAGAGGACCAAAUAGCACGAUUUAAAGAUGCGUUUGCAGUGUUUGAUAAAGAUGGAAAUGGCGAUAUCACCGCGGAAGAGCUUGGCGAAGUUAUGCACUCGUUAGGCCAGAACCCUACCGAAACCGAACUUCAAGAUAUCGUCAAUGAGCUGGAUGUAGACCACACGGGCACCAUCGACUUCCAAGAAUUUCUCGCUUUCAUGGCCCACAAGGUCGUGGAGACAGAUGACGAAGCCGAGCUUCGUGAGGCAUUCAGAGUAUUUGACCAAGAUGGAAGCGGCUCGAUCGAUGCUGAGGAAAUACGACGUGUUAUGAAAUCCAUCGGCGAGAACCUUACCGAUGAAGAAAUCGACGACAUGAUUAGGCAAGCCGAUGCUAAUGGUGAUGGAACGAUUGAUUACGAGGAAUUUGUUAAUUUACUCCAGCAGGCUUGAUAUGUAUCUCAUCUGAGGCUUUACUGUUAGGUUAUGCUACGGUUCCGCAGGGUUAGCUUUACUUGGUGUUACCACUUGCAAUGUUCUUGAGAGACAGUCUGUUACUACUAAAUCUAUCUUGCUUUAGCGAUAGGAGAAUGAAUUCAAGAAUUGCGCGACCGUAUCAAUCGUUCGAAACAUGGGCCUUCAGGACCUACUAAGAUAUUGACCACCCAAGCUCCUCACAUCCAGAAAGAAUAACCAUGGGUAUUGUAAUACAUUUCCCUUUCAGCAUGAACGGGUAACCUGCUAUCGCUUAAGCUACGCUAGUAUACUCAACCCCUUUUCCAGCAGGAAAUCUUUCCCAUGUUACCGAGAGCAUACUAGAGUACUUACUGGUUUCGGUUUAGAAGAUCAAUAAACUGAAUAUUCCAACAAAGGGAAUUGCUGUGAUAUGUAAUGCUAAGCGAACAAAAUAUAUGUGAAGACCAAUAUAAAACCA